GUGGAUGAGAUCGUGAGCGUUGGUUUCCUAUCUAACGGCUGGGAAUAGGUACCCAGUCAAAGCGAUGCUUAGCCGUCGAUUGACGACACGUGUCGGUAAGAGAUCUCCGGUAUGACAGAGGGACGAAACCAAGAGAUUACCUGGAAACGCCGGUGGCCAACAAAAUACCAAACGAGACAACAAAGCUUCUUCUUCUUCUCUCUAUCAGAGAAACUUUUCUGAGAUUGCCUUUCGUCAAUUAUCUUCUUCUUCAAAGGUGUAACUUUUUUCUUUUCUGGGUUUUCGAAGAAUUUCUUCAGAUAAUCUCUGAGCGUUUGUCUUUGGUAAUUUUCUCAAUUUCUGAAUGAUCUACCUGCUUCGAGAUAUCGUUUCUCAUUAGCCCAAGAGCUGAAUUCAUCGGGAUUUAUGAGAAUUUGUGAGCUGGGGUUUUGUUGAAUUAAGCUUCUGGGUGUGAUUCUGGUAAAUUUCUGAAUAGGGUUUAGGUUUAGGUUUCUGGAUCAUCGAUUUUGCGUGAUCUGACUUGAGAAAAGCUCCCACCUUUGAGAAUUUGGUUCUUGACCCUUUUUGGGAGCUUUGCUUAAUUGAAGUUGUUGGGAAUAAUCAAUGAUGAUCUACUGAUUUUGGGAAUUUAUCAAAACCAUUUCUUUUUUUGCUUUUAAAGUUGAUCUUUGAUCUAGUGGGAACAAGACAAAUCGUUGGAAACACACACACAAAGAGUAUUUGUAUGAUUGGUAUGGAUUUUUCACCUUUGAUAACGGUUCUAGAGGGAGAUUUCAACAUGGACAAUGCUUCUUCAACAGAAACUGAUACUUUAGAUGACUCUACUAAGCUAAUGAGUAGUAAAGGAAAACCUCCGAGGCACCUAUCUUCUAUGCAACGUAUCACAACCACUACUACUAGUAGGCUUCAGGUUGCAGUCACUGCGGAUUUGGAUGUUUGUAAGUCACCUGAUGAAAAAUCGGAUUUUUUACCUGUAUACCGAUCAGGAAGCUGUGCUGAGCAAGGGGCAAAACAGUUCAUGGAAGAUGAACAUAUUUGCAUCGAUGAUCUCGUUGACCAUCUUGGUGCAUCUCUUGAUUCCUCAUCUCUUUCAGCCUUCUAUGGGGUAUUCGACGGCCACGGUGGCACAGAUGCAGCACUGUUUGUUAGAAAGAACAUUCUGAGAUUCAUUAUAGAAGACACUUACUUCCCUCUAUGUGUCAAAAAGGCAAUAAAGAAUGCUUUCUUGAAAGCUGAUUACCAAUUUGCAGAUGAUUCUUCUCUUGACAUCUCUUCUGGGACCACUGCUCUUGCAGCUUUGAUUUUUGGAAGGAGGUUGAUCAUUGCAAACGCUGGUGAUUGCCGAGCAGUACUUGGUAGAAGAGGCAGAGCAAUAGAGCUAUCCAAAGACCACAAACCAAACUGCAUCACCGAGAAAACAAGAAUAGAGAACUUAGGUGGAGUUGUCUACGAUGGCUACCUCAACGGGCAACUAUCAGUCUCACGUGCCAUAGGAGACUGGCACAUGAAAGGCCCCAGAGGCUCUGCUUGUCCUCUAACCCCCGAGCCAGAGUUGCAAGAGACAGACCUGAGCGAAGCCGACGAGUUCUUGAUAAUGGGUUGUGACGGUCUGUGGGAUGUGAUGAGCAGCCAGUGCGCGGUGACGAUCGCGAGGAAGGCGCUGAUGAUUCAUAAUGAUCCGGAGAGGUGCUCUAGAGAGCUUGUUAGGGAGGCUCUUAAACGGAACACGUGUGAUAAUUUGACAGUGGUUGUUGUGUGCUUCUCUCCGGAUCCUCCGCAGAGGAUAGAGGUACGAGUGCAGUCACGGGUGAGGCGGAGCAUAUCUGCGGAUGGGUUGAAUCUACUUAAAGGCGUGCUUGAUGGCUACCCUUAGAGUAUGUUCGUUGUUGUUCUAUGUUUACUUUGUGAGGAGGCUAUUGCCAUGUUAGAGAGUGUUACAGGUUGACCAUGUUGUGUAUCUGAAUAUGUUGUUGUUUUACAUAUAUUAGUAUUCAAGAUUCAUUGAGAUUUUAGAUGGAUGUAUGUACUACUAUUUUGUAAAUAUUUUAGUUUUUAAAAAUAUAUAAGACUUUCUUCUUCA
This is a messenger RNA of Brassica napus (rape), 2080 nucleotides long. Its product is annotated as probable protein phosphatase 2C 27. Gene Ontology annotation, molecular function: cation binding; protein serine/threonine phosphatase activity. NCBI's taxonomy places the organism in Eukaryota, Viridiplantae, Streptophyta, Magnoliopsida, Brassicales, Brassicaceae. The record is from RefSeq and is a predicted model, not a curated record. Gene Ontology annotation, biological process: protein dephosphorylation. The coding region runs from base 725 to 1873 and encodes 382 amino acids. The transcript is spliced from 5 exons.